Aphanomyces astaci is the source of this 2403-nucleotide messenger RNA. RefSeq lists its product as hypothetical. NCBI's taxonomy places the organism in Eukaryota, Oomycota, Saprolegniomycetes, Saprolegniales, Verrucalvaceae. The transcript has a single exon. Bases 1509 to 1844 code for a protein of 111 amino acids. The record is from RefSeq and is a predicted model, not a curated record.
UACAAGAAAUAAAACAUCAACGUUAGUCUUAACUGUAAGCUCAUAAGACCACCUGUCACCUCAUGCCUCCUAACAUGCUGCGAACAGCCACCUCGCUACAUUGUGGUGCUGUCAGGCAGUCAGUCCUCAACCACAUCGUGCAACUACUCCCUAAGCAUUCGAACGGUAGCCGUACGUGGGACUUUUGGUCGUGGUUGCCGCGUACCCGUACGACUUGGUGGUUGUGGGGGUGGCGCCAUAGUUCUUGGUGGGGCGGGGUUUGCGGGUCGUUGUGGUCGUCGUGGGGGGCUUGUAGUUGGCGAUACGCGACACGCACCGGUUCUUGACCUUGCGCAGCACGGCGAACAGCGCUUCGUACAGGUCCUCCACCGAGUCGCACUGCGAGUACACGCGCUCGUUCGCGAUCUGGCGCAGGAACAACCAGUGGCCGUCUUGCACUGUCGGGUCGAACGCGCCGUGGAUGGUCUUGAAGAACGCGACGAGUUCCUCCUCUGCCUGGCAGAUGUGCGUGCGCGUGGUCAGCGUCUGGGUGAGUCGCUUGGCCACUUCGCUCACGUCGUCGGCGUCGAUCCAGCCCUCGUCCAGGCACUCUUGGAUGUCGUCCGUGAGCUGGUUCCACACGUCCACCUUGUAGUGGGGCAGCGCCCAGUCCGAGUUGCGCACUUCGGGGAAGCAAGACGACACGUCGCCGUGGUUGUUGGCGCGGCAUGCGUAGAACGAGCAAAAGUACAAGAUGCCGUUGCCUUCGAGGAUCGGCUGCUUCUGCGUGCCUUGGUACUGCGCCACGAUCUCUGCGAUGAUGCGGGGCCGGACGUUCGAGUGCGACGCAGAGUCCCACACCCGGACGCUGUCGAUGAGUCCGCGGAGGGUGUCUGGGUUGGACAACUCCUGGCCCACGUCCUCGGUGGCCCCCUCGAGCACCUGGCACUGCUUGAGCAGGGGCUGCACGCCAGUGUACGAUCCAAUGGCCGUGCCAACAGCGCGGUUCGCCACUUCCCAACUGUAGAACUUGUCCGUGUGGUCGGAUCGGUACGUCCACGCGUUGGGGGUGGUGACUGGCGGGCUGUUGUCCCCGAUGAGCGUGUUUUGGGCAGGGCAGUAAAACCGGCCGUUGAUCGUGUACGUGUCCCAGCCGGACGCGUCGCGACUGGUGCAGCGGGGGAUGUCGAUGCGGUUGUUCUUGCCCACCGUGAACGGCGCCGUGGGCCAGUACUUGACCCCCAGCUGGCUCGUGAACUGGCGCCAGAUCGUCGGGUAGUUGGUCACUUUGUCGGGGUUGCACGCGAUCACGUUCGACACGAACUCGUGCAGCUUCUUCAAGUACAAGAUCGGACCUUCCACGGGGUUGGUGGCGGCGGCGGCCGCGUACUUUUCAAUGAACAGGACGCGGAUCGAGUUUUCCGUCAGACACUGCACCGUCGCGGUCGUGAUCGACACGUAGCUGGUUUGGAGGCAGCGCUCCUCGUAGUACGCGUCGCAGUACGUGGGGGCCGCUGCGGGUGCCACGUAUGGCUCCUCCGUGGGCUCGGCGGUGGUCGGGCGAGGCGUGUACGCCGGUCGUCGCGUUGUCGGCGCCUUGGUGGUCGUGGUCUUCGCGUAGCCGUAUUGGCCGUACGAGUUGGCGUAGCCGUAGCCAUCGUCGGCGGGUGCCGUGGUCGUGGGGGCCACCGUCGUGGUGGUGGUCGUGGGGGUGGCCGUCGUGGUGGACGGGGGUCGGGUCUUGGCGGGGCCGGCGCACAAUCCGUCCACGGACGCAGACAGCCGAUAGAACAAGGUCAAACACUGGUCCAAGAAGAAUUCGCGCAGUGGCUUGCCGCCGCAGUUGGUCCACGGCGCUCCGUUGAGGAAGCAGUGGUACUGGCUCAAGUGGGGCAACCGCAGCGCCGGCUCGUCGUCGAGGACGAUGGUCGGGUACGGCUCUUCGACGUGGUGGACUUCGGUCACGUAGCUGUCGGAGGGGUUGUAGUCGUCGGCAAAGUCACUCGAGUAAGACUCGGGCGGGUACCCGUCGUAGUCUUGGUAUGACGUAGCAGGCUCGUAGUCCUCGGGGGGCUCCGUGUACGCUGGCUCCACGUACUCUGGUUCGGGGGUCGUGUCUUCGUCGUAAUAUUCGCCGUCGUACUCGUCAGGAGGAUACGUUUCGUCAACGUGGUAGUCGUCUGCAGGUGGAUCCUCGUAAUCAUCAGGUGGUUGCUCAUAGUCGUCGGGUGGUUGCUCGUAGUCGUCGGGGGGUUGCUCGUAGUCGUCAGGAGUAGGCUCGUCAUACCCGUACUGGGGAGGAGCUGUCGUGGUAGUAGGCGCCUUGUAGUACGCUUGGGGUGGCGGUGUCCCAUAUGCGACGACAGCAGCUGCAAAUGCGCCGACGAACAAGGUAGUCUUCAUGCUGAGCAAACCACGGCGUUU